UAGCAGAAAGAAAUUCUGUUGCGGUUUGAUGACUGAUCAAAAUCCCAAAUGUUCGCACUAUUUAUUUACAUAAAUUUUAUUUAUUAUUUUUUAUAUAAAUGCGACGAUCGGAGAUUAUCUGCAUAUACAUGCUUAGACAUAAUGUAUGUAAUUGAUACGAGAUAAUAUGGUUCGGAUAUUAAAGAAUGUAUAUAACUAAAUACUUGAAUUAGAAAAGCGAGUGAUAACGUGAUUAUUCUACUGAUGCCAGAGAACUACUAAUUUCCGAUGUGAUAUACAUAAAGUCAUAUACAUAUUGGAUUUUUAAAACUGCUGAUGCUAUACAGCUAUUAAAGAAUAGUAAAAUAAUUUCAACAAUGAAAUAUACAACUACAAUGUCUAUUCUUUUGACAAUAAUCAUGUGUAGCUUAUAGAAAGUAUUGAGCUGUGCAAAAGUUUGUACGCUACUGUAUUCUGUCGAUGAACAGAAGGAAGAGAGUAUAAAAAAUCCAUUGGACAGAUAUGUCAAUUUCCAAAUUAUUGAAAACGAGGAAUGCUCUGUAGACACGACAUCUGUUUACAUAGUUUUGUCAUCAAGACAUGAACAAGACAGAAAUAACGCUGGGGCAAUCAAUUCAUCCAAUCUUACGAUUGCUGUAAAAUUUGUGUGUCAUAAAACCCAAAUUCAUUUCAUGCCUUUCAAUUCUAGUACAGCGAAUGUAACACGGAAGUGGAAUAUAGUGUUAAUUCUGGAUGCAUGUUCAGUUGCAGUUGAAGAGAUUAAUGUGAUGCUAUUGUUUGGAAGAAUCAUUAUGUUACAAAUGUUCGAAAAUCCAAAGAUAUUUGAGAUAGACACUAAGUGCAUGUACGCGUUCGAUCUUCAAUCUCUUCUGAUUCAAAAUUCAUGUGAAGAAAAGAAAACCGAUUUUAGCAACAUGUUAUUUUGGGAUACUUGCAAACAAACAUUUUCCAGCACAAUUAUACUUUCUCUAAAGAUUUGCUUGGAUAUAAAUUCUACUACACUUCAAAAGCGAUUCCCAAAUUUAUAUACUCUAAUUCUAUGUGACGUAAACAUACACGGCGCUUUACACUUCCCAUUCAACAAAACUCAUACAAAUGGCGAAAUGAGAGAUACAACAAUAAUAAAUACUAUGAAAUUGUUUUUUGACUUUCUGCAGAAAUUAUAUUCACAUUAUUACAUGUUUUCGGAAACUUCUCUCAUUUUACUUAAUUAUUUUAACUGCACAAUUAAUCAAAAUUUACUAUAUUUAAGUGGAAGAGGCGAUGAAAUACGAAUGUCCAGCAUGAAUAAUGAAUUUAUGAAACCUGUUCUAUUCCGCGACAUAGUUGUAAGUACAACAAUUGAUCUUUCCUACAACAACCUAGAAAGUGUAGAUGAGGGUUUGUUUCAAAAUCAGCCUCUGGUGAAAUACCUCUAUCUCCAAAAUAACAAAUUAACAGUUUUACCGCAAAAUAUAUUCAAAGGUCUGAGAAGUAUUUUGACCAUUGACGUUUCUGGUAAUUUAAUAGCAAGUAUACACAUUGACCAUUUUCAGUAUCUCACUAAGAUAGAGGAAAUAGAUCUGAAUGAUAAUCUAAUAGAACAUUUGCCAGUAAAUAUUUUCAAGAAUCAGACUAAUUCUCUUAAAGUACUCUAUCUAUAUUCUAACCCACUGAAAGACAUUCCUGUCUGGCCUUUUUAUGCUACGUUAUUAAAUAUAUAUCAUCUGAGUGAUGCAAAUUUAACUGGACAAAGUAUCGUUAGACUUUUGGACAAUCUAAACAUGUUAGAUAUAUCUGAAAAAGAGGUUGAAACACAACUGGCAUUACCUUUAAAGUCACAAGCACCGCUUCCGAUUGUUUUACUUUAUAAUAAUGACAUUGAAACUGUUCCAUCUGUUAAUGUGACUGCCCUGCGGUUGAACAAACUUUUACUUUUGAUGGAACAUUUUACACUAAAUUUUAAUGGGAAUCCACUCACAUGUAAUUGUGACACAUAUAUGAUCCGCAGGAUUUACGACAUGGCUUACGGGACAAGUCAGAUGCAUAUAGCUGGGAUUUCUUUAAACACUUUUCAGUGCGAGCAUCCUUCAGAAUUAAGAGGCCGAUUUAUGUGGAAUAUCGCAGAAAGUGAAAAGUAUUGCGCAGUAACAUUGAAAGAGUGCCCGGAGAAAUGUGACUGUUUCAAAAGAACAAAUACAGACACGUUCAUAGUUGACUGCAGAGGACGUUCAUUGGUUGAAAUGCCCCAAAUAUUACCACCGUAUACAUUAGAGUUGUGGUUUGAGAACACAAAUAUUUCAAAAGUCAGUCCAUUCUCAUAUUUAGAAAACGUAACAGUUUUAAAUCUAGCUAGUAACCAUAUUAAACAAAUGUCUCCAUUAGUAAUCAACAAAUUAAGCAUCGCUCGGAUCAUCUACCUGCAUUCAAAUAACCUGACUCAUCUUCCAAUUCAAAUACAGGCUCUACAGUUGACAAAACUGACACUGUCAAACAAUCCAUUUGUUUGCGAUUGCACAAUGAGAUGGAUGAAAACAUGGCUACUUAAUGAUGAAAACCUUAUUGUUGACUGGAUAAAAGUUCAGUGUUUGGAAAAGUCUAAUAACAUUAAGCAGUUAAUCGCUGUCUCUGAUUCACACUUCGUCUGUACAACAACAAAUAAUUUCAGUGUGAGCGAACACGUAUUUCUACCAUCAAUCAUAAUUGGUUCUGUGGUAUUCGUGCUUCUUGUGCUUUCAUUAAUUAUUUACAUUUUCAGGUUUAAUGUUAAAGUUUUAUUGUUUGUUUACUUUAACAUACAUCCUUUUGACAAGAAACAACAGAAAGAGGAAACCAACGUUUAUGAUGCUAUAGUCAUUUACGUUCAAGAAGACAAAGAGUUGGUAGAAGCGGUAAUUAAUCAUCUAAGGAAAAGAGGAUACGAAAUUGGUGAUCUAUACAUGCAUUCACUUAUAGGAUACACGUGGAUAGAAAACAUAGAAAAAUUGAUAGCUUGUUCAAAGAGUGUAAUCUUGUGUAUGCCAGUAGAUGCUAUAGAUGAUAAAAUUAUCCAAGCAGCAUGGAACAUCGCGUAUGAUAAAUGCAUCGCGUCAUCAAUAAAAUCUUUAUUCUUGAUUACAGACAAGACUAUUCAGAAACAGAAAAACCUAGAUGAAAGUCUGAGGCUUUUUAUCAGAAGCAAUAACUGUGUUGACAGGCAUGCGAGGCUACUUCUGGAGAAAGUUGACUACCUGAUAGCCAAUCUUACACCAAACAAUAACAACGGUAACGCCGAAGCGGACAUUGAAGAACAGUGCAUUGAUAUAGACCCGAAGCGAAUUCUUGUUUCUUAUCCAGAUGAACUUCAUUUGUAUGUUAAGAAUAAAAUGAUGCCCUUUCUCUUGGAGAGAAAUCUAACCAUGAAAGUAUUAGACCUGCUUUUUACGGUAGGUAUUGACAAAAGGGAAGAACUUCCUGACAUCCUAGAGGCCGCUGACUUUGUCAUAUUCAUUGUCAAUAACGAAAUAUUAAAUGAUGAAAUCUUACUGUACAUAUUGACCGAAAUUCUUACUAAAUCUCAGCUUGAGAACUACAACUACUUACUCUUGUGCACAUCAGGUCAAGUAUGUGUCGAGAACAUGCCAAAGGAUUUGUCAAAAUAUGUUGAAAACUAUGUCACCAUAAGCACAAAUGACAUCAACUUUGAAGAUCGUAUCUUUGAAUCAAUAACUCAAAUAAAACAAAGGAAAGAAACACGAGAAAUACACGAUGCUGAAAUGAUUCCAUUACUGUAAAUGUCUUUUAUAUCACUGCACUUUUAACAGACCAAUUCGAACUGAUUUACUUUCAAUGAUUUGUAUAUUUUGUACUACAGAAUAAAUCAAAAUGUAAGUUCGUUUAUUGCGAGUCGUUCACACAUUUACGAAGAAAAUUGUUUUCUCUCAAAAUUCAAUACAAAACGCGUAUUGUAAAGGUGACAUAUGAUAUACACUUAUUGACACGUCUUAGCUAGGUUUCACAGUAACAUGAUAGAUAACUAAAAUAUUAGGCAGGAGGGAAUAAACCGUUGCAUAGCUUUUGAAACAAUGGAGAAAAACAACAUUCUUGCCUUUGUACCAAUAUCUAACACUUAUUUUCGCUCACUUCUUCGUUUGUUCUCUGUCAAAUAUAUCAUAAAUGUACAUACUUUUAUGCCAAAUGUAUUUGAUCCAAUCUGUGGGUUAGUACCUUUAAUUAACUGUCAGCAAAGCUUUCUUUAUAAGGACUAUAGUCAAGAACGUAUUGAACUAGCUACUUAAUUUUGAUUUAUGAUUUCAGUAUUGUCUGUUAUUUUUUUUUUUUUUUUUUAUUGUUUUUUUUUUGUUGUUGUUGUUGUUGUUCUUUUUUCUGUUGUUUUUUCUUUUGUUUUGUUUGUUUGUUUUAGCUCACCUGAGCACGAAGUGCUCAAAGGUGAGCUUUUGUGAUCGCCCUGUGUCCGUCGUCCGUCGUCGUCAGUCGUCAGUCGUCCGUCGUCGUCGGCGUCGGCGUUAACAAUUUGACUGUUAACACUCUAGAGGUCACAAAUUUGAGCCAAUCUUAAUGAGACUUGGUCAGAAUGUUAGCCUCAAUUAAAUCUUGGAUGAGUUCGAUAUUGGGUCAUCUUGGGUCAAAAACUAUGUCACCAGGUCAAAUCAAAGGAAAAGAUUAUUAACACUCUAGAGGUCCACGUUUUGGCCCAAUCGUAAUGAAACUUGGUCAGAAUGUUACCCUUAAUGAAAUCUUGGACGAGUUUGAUAUUGGGUUAUCUCGGGUUAAAAACUAGGUCACCAGGUCAAAUCAAAGGAAAAGCUUGUUAACACUCUAGAGGUCACAGUUUUAACCUAAUCUUAAUGAAACUUGGUCAGAAUGUUACCCUUAAUGAAAUCUUGGACGAGUUUGAUAUUGGGUUAUCUCGGGUUAAAAACUAGGUCACCAGGUCAAAUCAAAGGAAAAGCUUGUUAACACUCUAGAGGUCACAGUUUUAACCUAAUCUUAAUGAAACUUGGUCAGGAUGUUACUCUUAAUAAAAUCUUAAAAGAAUUUGAUAUUGGGUCAUCUGGGGUCAAAAACUAGGCCACCAGGUCAAAAUCAAAGAAAAAGUUGGUUAACACUCUAGAGGUCACAAUUUGGGCCCAAUCUUAAUGAAACUUGGUUAGAAUGUUACCCUCAAUAAAGUUAUGGACAAAUUAGAUAUGGGGUCAUCUGAGGUCAAAAACUAGGUCACCAGGUUAAAUCAAAAGAAAAGCUUGUUAACACUGUAGAGGCCACAUUUAUGACUAUAUCUUCAUAAAUCUUGGUCAGAAUGUUAAUCUUGAUAAUCUCAAGAUCCAGUUUGAAUCUGGGUUAUGUGGAAUUAAAAACUAGGUCACCAGGUCAGAUCAAAGGAAAAACUAGUUUACACUGUAGAGGUCACAUUUAUGACCAUAUCUUAAUGAAACUUGGUCAGAAUGUUAGUCUUGAGGUUGUAUAGGUUAAAUUUGAAUCUGGGUCAGGUGGGUUCAAAAACUAGGUCACUAGGUCAAAUCAAAGGAAAAGCUUGUUAACACUUUAGAGGCCACAUUUAUGACUGUAUCUUUAUGAAACGUUGUCAGAAUUUUAAUCUUGAUAAUCUUUAGGUUAAGUUCUAACCUGGGUCAUGUCAGAUCAAAAACUAGGUCACCAGGUUAAAUCAAAAGAAAAGCUUGUUAACACUGAAGAGGCCACAUUUAUGACUAUAUCUUCAUAAAUCUUGGUCAGAAUGUUAAUCUUGAUAAUCUCAAGAUCCAGUUUGAAUCUGGGUUAUGUGGAAUUAAAAACUAGGUCACCAGGUCAGAUCAAAGGAAAAACUAGUUUACACUGUAUAGGUCACAUUUAUGACCAUAUCUUAGUGAAACUAGGUCAGAACAUUUAUGACCAUAUCUUAAUGAAACAUGGUCAGAAUGUUAGUCUUGAGGUUGUAUAGGUUAAAUUUGAAUCUGGGUCAGGUGGGUUCAAAAACUAGGUCACUAGGUCAAAUCAAAGGAAAAGCUUGUUAACACUUUAGAGGCCACAUUUAUGACUGUAUCUUUAUGAAACGUUGUCAGAAUUUUAAUCUUGAUAAUCUUUAGGUUAAGUUCUAACCUGGGUCAUGUCAGAUCAAAAACUAGGUCACCGAGUCAAAUCAAAGGUAAAGCUUGUUUACACUGUAGAGGCCACAUUUAUGAUGUAUCUUUAUGAAACUUGGUCAAAAUGGUAAUGUUGAUAUUUUCAAGGUUUAAUUUGAAUCUGGGUUAUGUAGACUCAAAAACUAGGUCACCAGGUCAAAUCAAAGGAAAAGCUAGUUUACACAGUAGAGGCCACAUUUAUGACCAUAUCUUAAUGAAACUAGGUCAGAAUGUUAAUCUUAAUGAUUUAUAGGUCAAAUUCAAAUCUGGGUCAGGUGGGGUCAAAAACUAGGUCACUAGGUCAAAUCAAAGGAAAAGCUUGUUAACAUUCUAGAGGCCACAUUUAUGACUGUAUCUUUAUGAAACUUGGUCAGAAUGGUAAUCUUAAUGAUUUCAAGGUCCAGUUUGAAUCUGGGUCAUGUCGGGUCAAAAAAUAGGUCACUAGGUCAAAUUAAAAGAAAAGCUAGUUUACAGUUUAGAGGCCACAUUUAUACCAUAGCUUAAUGAAACUUGGUCAGAAUGUUAAUCUUGAUGGUCUUUAGGUCAAUAGGUCAGGUGAGCGAUACAGGGCCUUUAUGGCCCUCUUGUUUAUUAUUCUAUUUGAAUCUUUGUAAGCGUAUAUUGGUUUUAAAAGCGUUUCUUUAACAAAAAAUGUUAUAUAUUUAUAUUUACCAUGUCGUAAGGGCAACUUUAGUUCAUUUAAUUAUUGAAGGAGAUUAAUUUCCUUCCUACUAUGUUAAGAAAUUAUUUAAGUUCAGCAAUGAUUUAAAUCUUGUAAAUAGCUUAUAUAAAAUUAUAUUGUGAUAUAUAUACAGCUGGUCAUCUUCCGCUGAUAGCAAAGAUCACACAUGGCAAAAUCUAAGUUGUAUUGAUUUGCGCAUUUCAGUUCAGCUUGUUUGUUUGUAUAUUCAUAUAUUUUAUUAAAUUUUCAAACAGCA
This is a messenger RNA of Mercenaria mercenaria, 7036 nucleotides long. RefSeq names its product protein toll-like. Bases 672 to 3752 code for a protein of 1026 amino acids. Gene Ontology annotation, molecular function: protein binding. The record is from RefSeq and is a predicted model, not a curated record. NCBI's taxonomy places the organism in Eukaryota, Metazoa, Mollusca, Bivalvia, Venerida, Veneridae. The transcript has a single exon. Gene Ontology annotation, cellular component: extracellular matrix.